AUGGCAGCGCCCGUCGAGAGUCAACGAGGACGAGAAAAGCUCAUCCAUGAAGGUUUCGCGUAUGUGUUCGCUCAGCUCAGCCGCGAUCGGUGCACUGAAUUUUGGCGAUGUCAGUUCAAGACUCAUCCGACGAAAAAAUGCUGUGCUCGCCUGCACCGGAUCAUCGCAACUGGAGAGGUUGUCGUGCGCGGGAACCACGCAGAUUUCGCCGAUGCCGCGCAGGUGGAGGUUCAACAGAAGAAAACCGCCCCGAAACGACGAGCCGCUGACACUCUGGAGACGCCGCAGCAAAUCAUACGCGAAGUGCGGGUCGGUUCUUCAUUAGCUGCUCAAGGAACUCUGGAGAGCAACAAGACGCUGGCCAGAAUCGUACGAAGAACACGGGACAAAGUUGGCAUCGCAUCCUUGCACUACACGAGCUUGGCUUCGAUCGACAUUCCGGAGGAGUACCGCCGCUACGAAAGCACCUCGGGAAACUUCGAGAACUUUCUGCUCGGCGACAGUGGCUCUGAUGAUUCGAAUCAAAUCUUAAUCUUUGGUCGGGCGUCCGCUGUUUCGUGGAUCGGCCAAGUGAAGAAACUGCAUGUAGACGGGACGUUCAGUCUAGCCCCCCAGCUAUUCUCUCAGUUGUUUGUGAUCUUAGCCGAGCGACCAGGCUGCGUCGUGCCGAUCGCCUUCGCUUUACUCCCAAACAAGACCGAGGACGUAUACUGCAAGAUGUUGGAUAUGAUCACACUCGGAUGGCCGGACCUGAGCCGAGGCGAUUUCCAUGGAUUCGAAAAAGCACUCUUGAACGCUUUCGGGGCCUAUUUCCCAAACGCAGAGAUACAUGGCUGCUUCUUCCAUUUGGUCCAGAAUCUCAAAAAACGUGUGGCAUCGUGCGGGCUCACCAGAAGAUAUCGGAACGAGUCCGACUUCGCGCUGAGAGUAAGAAUGAUUUCCGCGAUGGCAUUCUUACCACCAAAUCGCCUGGAAGAAGCCCUCCGUGACCUCAGGGACGAGCUACCGGAAGAGCUGCAGCCGGUUCUCGACUAUUUUGAGGACACAUACAUGGGGAGGCUGCAGAUAAAGACCGAUGGAACCAUGGGACGCCGGGAAGCCAUUUUUCCAGUCCACAUGCGGAGUGUCCAUGAAC
This is a messenger RNA of Galendromus occidentalis (western predatory mite), 1135 nucleotides long. RefSeq lists its product as uncharacterized. Lineage: Eukaryota; Metazoa; Arthropoda; Arachnida; Mesostigmata; Phytoseiidae. The record is from RefSeq and is a predicted model, not a curated record. The transcript is spliced from 2 exons. The annotation marks the transcript as partial.